AAAGUCUCGCCUUUUUGCCGAAGCCCUUUUGGCAGUAGAAAAAAAGUCACACGCCGCCGUAGGCCAUAUAGAGGGAUCUUUCGCGAUUAUCGCGCACUUUUAGUGAUCUCUGUAGUGUCUUUGUUUGUGCCACUUUGAGUGUCGUGAAUUGGGCACAAUGGCAUGAAGUGUGAUUCACGAGCAAAUCGAUCGAUCGUCGCGACUGAUCCGAUGAAUUAUGUGCCACUUUCGCGAUUGGUUCUUGUGUAACGUUGCCCAGUGAUCGUCGAAGAGUCCCUGCACGAUGGGAAAUUUGCUAUCAGUGCUGAUUGGGUGUGUCGGAGCCGUGGAAUUGAUCACUCUUCUCCAUCAAAUCACCACAAGGGCGGAGUUGGAGUAUGAGAGGCUGCGACUCUCGGAAUCGGGAUCAGAAUACAUUGUCCAGGAGCAUGCUGACAGUCUCGAGAGCAUCAGCACGGCGCCAGUGCCACAAAUCCACUUUGAGGAGUACGAAAGGUCAAGUUCAGUGCCUGAGAGUUCAGCGCCAGUUGUCGAUGGGCUGAAGACGCGACCUUUGGUGAGGGACGAUGGCACUGGCAGGAGGAGAGCCUUCAAGAAGAGGGACUCCAGCGGCAGCCUCGACUCGAAACUCUCGCGCGAGGAGGAGCUCAAGAUGUUCACAUCGCUGGAGGAGGAGGAGUUCAGGAGCAUGACACAGGGUGAUUAUGUGCCAAUAAGUUACAACAGUGAGUCUGGGCUGAAGGUGAAGAAGCACCACAAGAGGCACAGGAAGAGUCCAACCAUUAGUGAUGCUCUUCGCGAGUCCACGGGAACUUUGAGCUCCUCUGAACUCACCGAGGAGACGCUGAGUGAGGGAACGGAGGAUGAGGUGUCCUAUCCUUGGGGUGAUAUUAAUCCUGAGCACCACAAAGGGCUGAGGCAACAAAUGCAGAAGACUCACUCGAUUGGGGAUCUCAAUGAGGAGGAUGAGAAGCUGGCUUCGAGUGCAGAGAGUGGCGCAGAUUGGAGGAAGAAUGCCGAAAGAGCGACGAAAAUUGCCGAGACGGACGCUUCCGCCGAUGUAACCGUAAGUAGUGCGGAGUGGAAGAACUCUGGCGAGUUUGAGGCUGUCCCAACAAGCUUUGCAUGCGUAGAGCAGGAUGAGCAGAUCCCGGAGCUUGAGGAUGAGGCGAAAGUUGAAGAGUGGCUCAGCCAGGGACGCUUGAGGGAUUCCUUCUCCCCAACAGCCACACUCACGCGCUCCAAGCGGUGCCUUCAGAUGGACUCCAUGGACGUUCAGGACGGAGACUCAGAGUCAGAAGGCGCAGUUGAACUAACACCUGAGGAUUUAGAUAUAGUGAUUGUUGAGGCUACUCCUAUUCUUAACCACUUUGAUGAGGCCAAAGAUGAAAACAGCGAAGAGACGUACUCCUAUUUGGAUCUCUCGGCAGAUGAGAAGGAGGAGAUUCUCAUGGAAUUGUCACAUAAAUCUUCAUCACCCGUAGAGGUUUCCCGGGAAUUCCUCGAGCAUGAGAGGCAGGCAGAAGUUGAGGAGGAAUCAGUGGUGUCUGGAGAGGAGGAGAUUGAGGAUUUUGAUGAUAUUGUAAAUGCCCUGAAGAAGAAUGUGGCGAAAGAAGAGAUACAAUUUGAGGAUCUGGUUGAAGAUGCAUCACCGACUUCCGAGAAAAGUGACAUCUUCACGCUGUCGCCGGAGAAAGAGAAGGCGAAAGACGAGGCGAAACAUGAGGGAGAAUGUAGUGAUGAUGAUGAUGAGGAGGAAGAGAGUUUGAAAUUUCCCGCAAAAUCCUUUGCGGCCUAUAAUGAAUUUCCCACAGAAGACAACAUCCCGCCCAGUGAGACUUCCGGCGGCAGUAAAUCACGCUGUGAGAUUCUGGAGGCGGUGAGGAGGGAGAAUCGCCGGAGGCAGAGGAAUGGCGGUCCAGACAGAUACUACGCGCCCAGGCCUUCUGUGAUAGACUUCCCAACGCGGCUGCAGCAAUCCAAUGCGGCCCUUGAGGAGCAAUUGAAGUUAAUUUUCAGUGGCGAGUACACGAAAGCCAUGUCCAAGGAUUGGCACACCACCCACUUCUGCUGCUGGCAGUGCGACGAGUCGCUCACUGGACAGCGCUACGUCCUCCGCGACGAUCAUCCCUAUUGCAUCAAGUGCUAUGAGAAUGUCUUUGCCAACACUUGCGAGAGCUGCAACAAGAUAAUUGGAAUUGACUCCAAGGAUCUCUCGUACAAGGACAAGCACUGGCACGAGGCGUGCUUCCUCUGCAACAAAUGCCGCAUUUCGCUGGUGGACAAGCAAUUUGGCUCGAAGGCAGAUCGAAUUUACUGUGGCAAUUGCUAUGAUCAACAAUUUGCCUCGCGAUGCGACGGCUGUGGCGAGAUCUUCAGAGCCGGCACCAAGAAGAUGGAGUACAAGACGAGGCAGUGGCACGAGAAGUGCUUCUGCUGCUGCGUGUGCAAGACACCCAUCGGGACCAAGUCCUUCAUCCCGCGCGAGCAGGAGAUCUACUGCGCCGGAUGCUACGAGGAGAAGUACGCCACGCGGUGCAUCAAGUGCAACAAGAUCAUCACCUCCGGCGGCGUGACGUACAAGAACGAGCCGUGGCACCGUGAGUGCUUCACCUGCACCCACUGUUCCACCUCGCUGGCCGGGCAGCGCUUCACCAGUCGCGACGACAAGCCCUACUGCGCCGACUGCUUCGGGGAGCUCUUCGCCAAGCGAUGCACUGCGUGCACCAAGCCGAUCACUGGAAUCGGCGGAACGCGAUUCAUCUCAUUUGAGGAUCGCCACUGGCACAACGACUGCUUCAUUUGCGCUCUCUGCAAGACAUCUCUGGUGGGACGCGGCUUCAUCACUGACGGAGCCGAUAUCAUCUGUCCGGAGUGCGCGAAGCAGAAACUAAUCUAAGAAGGAACCGCGCCGAACCUUCCCUGUUCUUGUUCUUAUGACAGCAAUUUUAAAAACCAUUACUUUCGAGGUGGUCAAACAUGAUGGAAAAAAUGUACUCAUUUUAGGGAUUUUAACAGUGUCCGCAAUUUUAUUCUCUCUGUUCUUCCCAUGUUUUUGUAGAACACAAACAAUCAUUUUGUAGAGUUUUUUUUAUAUAUAUGUUAUUCUUUCUAAUAAUAUAUUGCCAUUAAUUUUGCGGUAGACUUUUUUUCUUUAUUUUUUAAUCCAACAUAAUUUAUUAGGAAUCUGACGAUUUAGAGGAGAAGAGAAGAGCUUAAAAGUGUGAGAAGAAUCAAUGAUAUAUUAACUCCUUAAAUUUAAUUGUAGAGACAAUCUAAUUUCACAAUAUUUUCACUAAAUAUAAAUUGAUGACUCCUGUUUGAUGAAAGCAAAGAAAAAAAAAGUGAAGAAGAGUGAAAAGAAGCAAAUUUUUUCAUUAUGACUUUUGUGAAAUUUUGACUCUAGUCAAAAUGUUGCGAGAAAAGUAAUUAAAUCUUAUUCUCUGUAUAAUUAAGAUCUUAUCUUAAGUCAAUGAUCAAAAAAAAAGAAAUAUGUCUGUAUAAAGAAGAUAAUGCCAAUUAGUUGUUAAACAAGGCAGAAAAGAGUUAUAUUUAGUCAGUUUUGCAAUAGUGCGAGCGCUUUGAUUUGUUCUUUUCUUGGCAAUAACGCGUCAUAUAGAGAGUUGUAAUGAUUGAGAAUGAAAUUAGAUGAGAAACUAUGACAAUUUUAGAGAUUAUUAACAUUAUUAAAGUAAAUGGAAUGUAAUAAAUGAACAAAAGGUAAUGCAGAAAUAUUCUAUUAGUGGGGAAAAGAGUGUUAAGAAGAAGGAAUCUAUCUCUAUACUUAAUACUACGGCCUAUUCACAAAAGUUGCCUUCUUUUAUAAAAAAAAAGUACCAGAAAAAAAUGAUACAAAAAGAAAAAUACUACAUAUUACAUUAAUAUCUCUUAGCGGUGUGUUUGUCGAAUAAAGAACAAGAAAAUAAAAACAAUGUGAAGAUAAAUUCUGAUUAGAAGAGAGCAUAAUCAUUGAGAUGCAUCUAUUUUUCUUAGGCAGAAGAAGAAGAAAAACUUGUCCUGGGACUAAAGUAACUUUGAGAACAUCUUAUUUUCUCAGCAUGAUCAAAAUUCAAAAAGAUAAAGAGAAUAAAAGAAGUUUUUCUUCCGUUCUGUAGUUAAAAUAUUGAUCAUAGUGUAAAGAGAAUCAUAUGUUACUACAUGUUUAACAUAACUGUUGCACAUCUUUCAUGUAAUUUACAUUUUUUGUUUUCUUCUUUUCUUUUGAACAAAUAAAUUUAUUAAAAACAUUAACAA
Molecule: messenger RNA, 4254 nt
Organism: Phlebotomus argentipes
Lineage: Eukaryota; Metazoa; Arthropoda; Insecta; Diptera; Psychodidae
Gene: Lmpt
Product: four and a half LIM domains protein 2
Exons: 6
Coding region: 284-2899 (871 amino acids)
Cellular component (GO): nucleus; Z disc
Molecular function (GO): transcription coregulator activity; zinc ion binding
Source: RefSeq, a predicted model, not a curated record